This is a messenger RNA of Penicillium diatomitis, 909 nucleotides long. RefSeq names its product 40S ribosomal protein uS2 (gene rps0). Gene Ontology annotation, molecular function: structural constituent of ribosome. Gene Ontology annotation, biological process: cytoplasmic translation; ribosomal small subunit assembly. Bases 1 to 909 code for a protein of 302 amino acids. Gene Ontology annotation, cellular component: 90S preribosome; ribosome; cytosolic small ribosomal subunit. NCBI's taxonomy places the organism in Eukaryota, Fungi, Ascomycota, Eurotiomycetes, Eurotiales, Aspergillaceae. The transcript has 2 exons. The record is from RefSeq and is a predicted model, not a curated record.
AUGGCCCCCUCUCAGCUCCCCCCGGUGUUCAACCCUACCUCGCAGGACAUUGAGAUGCUCCUUGCUGCUCAGUGCCACCUUGGUUCCAAGAACCUCCAGGUGCACAUGGAGCCUUACCUCUGGAAGACCCGUCCCGAUGGUGUCAACGUUAUCAACAUCGGCAAGACCUGGGAGAAGAUCGUCCUGGCUGCCCGUAUCAUUGCCGCCAUCGACAACCCCGCCGAUGUCUGCGUUAUCUCCGCUCGUCCCUACGGCCAGCGCGCUGUCCUGAAGUUCGCCAACCACACCGGUGCCACUGCCAUUGCCGGUCGUUUCACCCCCGGUAACUUCACCAACUACAUCACCCGCUCUUUCAAGGAGCCCCGUCUCAUCAUCGUGACCGACCCCCGCACCGAUGCUCAGGCCAUCAAGGAGGCCAGCUACGUCAACAUCCCCGUCAUUGCCCUUUGCGACUCUGACUCCCCCACCGACUUCGUUGAUGUUGCCAUCCCCACCAACAACAAGGGUCGCCACGCCAUCGGUCUCGUCUGGUGGAUGCUUGCCCGUGAGGUCCUCCGCCUCCGCGGCACCCUCGCUACCCGCGAGACUGAGUGGGACGCCGUCGUCGAUCUCUACUUCUACCGCGACCCUGAGGCUGAGGAGAACAAGGAGAUCGCUGAUGAGUCCAAGGUUGCCAGUGCUGAGGAGGUUGGCGCCGGUGCCAUCGAGUCCGGCUUCGCUGGUGAGAACUGGGACGCUUCUGCCCCCGGUGCUGGUAACCCCGGCACUGCCUUCGCUGCUGCCUCCGCUGCUGUCGGUGCCACCUCUUGGGAGGCCGAUGGUGCUGACUGGGCUGCCAGCUCUGCCCCCCAGGGUGAGUGGGCCGCUGAGUCUCAGCCCGCUGCUGCCUCCGGCGAGACUAAGUGGUAA